AUGGACGAUACCUUAUAUAUAUUAGGGGGUAAAUUGACAUACGAGUUCAUUCGGUUAAACAUUGUUGGAGCCUUGCCCAGUUUAACAACGUUGUAUGGUAUAAUAUCGGACACAAAUCUUAAAAUAAUUGAAGGUCAAUUUCGAUUUGAUGAACUGAAGCAUCACUCAGAUUUACUUAAUACCAAAUUCGGUUUUGUUUCCGAAGACUGCACCGGAGUAGUACAAAAAAUUACAUACAACGAACGUACAAACUCAUUCGUUGGAUUCUCCGCUCCUUUAACAAAUGGAAUACCAUAUGUUAAUCACUUUCAAACGGAUUCAUUUGAACAAUUAAAAACCUGGUUCUCUACUGUUAAUAAAGCAUCACUCUUGAACGUUCACAUGUUCCAACCAAUUCCAUCAAAUCAUCUUAAAUCCUCAUCUCCUUUUGUAUUAGCAGCAUAUGGUGUAAAUAACCAAUGUACAUCAAUAGAUAUCUUAAAGCGUUGGAGUUAUAUAUAUGAUGAAUGUUGUAAAAAGCAAAUAAGAGUCAUUGGUUUCUCAACAGAUGCGGAUGCGAAAUAUCUAAGCGCUAUGCGGCUUACUAGCGGCUUCUUCGCUAAUCUUACAAAUAUUAAAUUACAUGAAAAUGACGAUGCAUUUAAAAUCAAUAUACCACCGCAUUGGACUUGGUUUUUCCUUCGUUCGCAACAAUUGUUCCUAUUUUUUCAAGAUGCUACGCAUGUUGCUACUAAGUGGAGAAACCGUUUGCUAGCUUCCACAGCUCAUCUUGUUCUUGGUCAACAACCAAUUACAAUGCAACAUCUUCAAAAUAUAAUAGACAAUGGAUAUAACAAACUUGAUCAUGGUUUAGUGUAUACAGACCUUAAUCCGAAAGAUAAACAGAAUUAUACCUCGUGUGAAAAAAUAGCAUCAGAGGAUGUUUUAAAUAUUUUAAAACAUAAUCGUGACACUCAAGCUACUUACGUUUAUCUUCGAUUAUUGAAACAUAUAAUUAUUGCAUAUGUUGAGAGAUCUACCAAUAUAAAAGAUCGUCUUCAUUCAGCUUGGACUGUCGUAUUUACUUGUCGUCUAUGGAAGUUAUGGAUAAAGCACAAUAUUUUUACAAGAUCGAAUUCUACAAAAAAAGAUGAAACCAAGAAGAGUAAAGAUAAAUAUUUUUUAACAAUUCCCGUAUAUUAUUCGAUUGAAAUCAAUGCACACAAUUUGUUGUACCUAACAUUGCUAGUAAAGCAGCGACAACUGCCUCCAAAUGCGUUGAAUAUAGUCUUAUUUAGUUCACAACCAUGUGAAUCCAUGUUCAGAAAUUCAAGAGCAUUGAGUGGUGCUUUUUCGACAAGGGUGAAUUUCACUGUUAAUGAUUUUCUUCAAAGGGCUGAAAAAUUGUCAGUGUUAGAACAAAUCAAGUGUUACGAAGAAACAAACAAUGAUAGUCGCUUGUUAUUUCCAAUACAUCAUAAGCAUAAGAAAAAUAAUGAUUCGACAACAUAUCAAAGUAUCAGUGAUAUUGAUAAAUUAAACAUUGAAAAUGUGGUGUUAUCAGCUUAUAAAACAGCAGAAGAACUUGUUGAAAAUCUGAACAUAUUUCAUUUAUUAAAGCAACAUAACAUUUACCAACUGAAUGAUGUGAGUAAGCAUGUAUAUGAUGAUCUAAGAUCUACAUGUAGAAUAAACGAUCAUUCAAUGUUUGAUUCAAAUGACGAAGUCGAAUUCAAUUCCGAAGAUCAUUUAUUAUUCCAUAAUGAUAGCAUCGAAGACACAGAUGUUAAUAUUGUUGACGAUGAUAGUGAUAAUGGAUUGUUCACCACGAAAACAACAUUUUCUGGUAUACGUCUGUUUGGCUCAGUUAGUGAUGAUUCAAUGAACUCUUACUUUAAAAUUAAUUUAAAUAAUGACGUUAAAUAUAUUCACAAACAGACUGCGUCUUGGCUUCUCACAGAAAAAAACAAUCAUUUGUCUGUUGAUCGUUUAAAUCGAGUGAUGGAAAUGAAUAGGCAAACAUAG
Rotaria socialis is the source of this 2004-nucleotide messenger RNA. The record is from the annotation of a GenBank genome assembly. Lineage: Eukaryota; Metazoa; Rotifera; Eurotatoria; Philodinida; Philodinidae.